CUCGCUUCCGCGAACCACAACAUUUACCGGGGUGGCUCAGCCCGCGGGCGGGCGGGGAGGACGGCACGGCAUUUUCUCGUGUCCCGUUGCCGCCCGCCCCUGUGGCGCGCGGGCCCCGCUGGCGGCGGGGAGCGGGGAGGAUACCAAAAUAUUUACCUCACGCAAAUACAGCAUAUUUCAGUGUAAUUCUUUCUGCUUAAGCUGCUUUUGAAAUGGAUUGAAGGAAGCAUGCGACAUACAGUUGGUAACCAGUAACUUCCAGAUGGCCAGAUCAGAACCUCAGGACAGAAAUUACGAUAAUGUGGUAAAGAUGGUAGAGGACCUGAACAGAGACUUAGAGAAGCUUGUGGAGGAAAUGGAAAAAAUGACAGUGCAGGCAACCUGGAUGGCAUAUGACAUGGUAGUAAUGCGUACCAACCCAGACCUGACCAAUUCCAUGAGGCGUCUGGAAGAUGCCUUCCUGAAUUGCAAAAAAGAGAUGGAGAAAAAAUGGCAAGAAGUGCUAAUGGAAUCUAAAGGUGAAGAGCAAAAAAAGGAAUAAAUUAGUCAUGCUGUCAGAGCUACAUCCCUUGGAAAAUCUCUCCAGUCUUUUUGUUUUCCAGCCGUGGAGGUUUCACAAACACCAUGGAAAAUGGAUUGCCAUUCAUUUUACUAAGAAAUACUUAUAUGUGUACAUUUAUGGAAAUAUUUUGAUGAGUAUACAUACAUGUAUUAAUAUUGUUGAAUAUACAAGGUAACAAGGUGUCUAUUUUUAUUGCA
Anas platyrhynchos (mallard) is the source of this 759-nucleotide messenger RNA. It is a transcript of the gene SYCE3, whose product is annotated as synaptonemal complex central element protein 3. NCBI's taxonomy places the organism in Eukaryota, Metazoa, Chordata, Aves, Anseriformes, Anatidae. Gene Ontology annotation, cellular component: central element. The record is from RefSeq and is a predicted model, not a curated record. Gene Ontology annotation, biological process: reciprocal meiotic recombination; synaptonemal complex assembly; spermatogenesis.